UAUUUCAUAUGCUUAUGGGGUUAUUUGAUCAAUGAUAACCUAAAAUAUGUUACUCUCUAUGCUAUAGGCUACUUGUCCUGCUGCCGUUUUUUAGAUGACAGCCAAAUUGUUACAAGUUCAGGAGAUACAAAUUGUGCCCUAUGGGACAUUGAAACUGCCCAGCAGACCACCACAUUCACUGGGCAUUCUGGAGAUGUGAUGAGUCUUUCUCUGAGUCCUGACAUGAGGACUUUUGUUUCUGGUGCUUGUGAUGCCUCUUCCAAGUUAUGGGAUAUUCGAGAUGGAAUGUGUAGACAGUCUUUCUCUGGACAUGUGUCAGAUAUUAAUGCUGUCAGUGUAAGUGAAUAGCAUUUCUAAGGGACAUUUAUUGUGGAUUUGAAGUACGAACUCUGUAGCAUGAUUUUCAUAACACAUUGCCUUCAAGGAUUCUUACAAUUUAUAAGUUCUUAUAAA
This is a messenger RNA of Myotis davidii, 453 nucleotides long. RefSeq names its product guanine nucleotide-binding protein subunit beta-4-like. Gene Ontology annotation, cellular component: cytoplasm; heterotrimeric G-protein complex. NCBI's taxonomy places the organism in Eukaryota, Metazoa, Chordata, Mammalia, Chiroptera, Vespertilionidae. The record is from RefSeq and is a predicted model, not a curated record. Gene Ontology annotation, biological process: G protein-coupled receptor signaling pathway. The annotation marks the transcript as partial. Gene Ontology annotation, molecular function: protein binding; signaling receptor complex adaptor activity. The transcript has 2 exons.